AUGAAGUGGAGCGUCCGCGGGGCCUGCGCCGCGCUCUCUUCCUGCCUCCUGCUCGCCUGCGCGCUCAGCGCCGCCGCCGUCGGCCUCAAGUGCUUCUCGCUGGGCUCGGAGCUCCGCGGGGAGCCGUUCCGGCUGGGGGCGGCCGCCGGUGCCUUCUACUCAGGGCUGCUGUUGGCCGCCGGCCUCUCGCUGCUCGGCGCCGCCCUGCUCUGCUGCGGGCCCCGGGAAGCGCCCCUUGCGGGGCCGGGGUCGGGCCCCGGGCUCCGGGUCUCCGCAGCCCCGGGAGACUCUCCAGAGGCUGCGCCGGGGGAGCCGGGGGCCGCAGCCGGGCCCCCGGGACCGGUGAACAGCCAGAACCUGCUCCUGCUCGGCGUCCUCGUCUUUAUGCUCGGCGUCCUCAGCGCCUUCGCGGGCGCGGUGAUCGACGGCGACACCGUGUCCCUAGUGGAGCGCAAGUACUCCCACUACUGCCUGCCCCCGCGCGCGCCCGCCGCGGCCCCCGGCCGCGGCGGCCGCCCCGGCCCAGCCCCCGGCGCGCCGCGCGCCCGCAGCACCUUGGACAGCGCCACGUCCGCCAAGUGCCGCCAGCUGAAGGACUACCAGCGGGGCCUGGUGCUGUCCACCGUCUUCAACUCGCUCGAGUGCCUCCUCGGCCUGCUCAGCCUCCUGCUGGUCAAGAACUACAGGUCGUCACAGGCCCGGCGCGGCCGGCGCGGCCGGCGGAGGGGCAGUCGGGCCCUGGCGCGGCCCCGCAGCGGCCCGGGUCUCCGAGUGCAGCUGCCAGCCUCCCGGGUGCGGCGGGGCCGGAGGGGCCGGCGGGGCCGACGGCUGCAGCCGCGCCCCAGCGAGGCUUCCAUUCUGUCUCCGGAGGAGUCGGACUUCGCCGCCCCAGGGGACUGCGUGGGAUUCGCGGCGAACCACGCUGUCUCCUACAUCAACGUGGGCGUCUCCCACGCGUCAGACGAGGCAGGUGUGGAGGUGUGCUGCGGCGGGCACCCGUCUGUGGAGCUCCCGGGCUAUGCGCCGUCGGACCCCGACCUCAACGCCUCCUACCCCUACUGCUGCCGGCCGCCCUGCGAGGCAGCGCGCCCCUGGGAGCCAGGCCGGGUGUGCUGAGCCCGGGACAGAACGCGCAGCGUGCUUCCCAGCCCGCCACCACCGCGAGGAGGCCGGGGCUGGCGAGGCGCGGAGUCAGGCCUCGGCCUUGGGGGCGCAUCUCCAGGGCCUGUCAGCCCAGCGUGAGGCCUCCCCGCCAUGAGAAUGGCCCUCCUGUAUUAUCAUUUCUGUGUCUGGGAGGUUUCUCUUCUUUUCUGUGUCUCUUCGUAUCCGGAUUCCAUUUUAAAGUUUACAAUAAAUGUUUGGGGUUAGCUCACCUCAACCGCACUUCUCCUUGGCAAGUCCGUCCCCAGGGGCAACACUCCCAGGUCCCUCUGAGAGCUGCCGCGCAGGGCGAUCCGGCGGGAGGAAGACUCCUCGGCCCAGAGGACCGAAGGACAACUUCAGGAAGGAAGGCGCGGGAAGCACCCGACAGCAACACUUUGUACACGGAUGUGCCUGCUUUGUUGAUAAUUUCUUACUGUAAAGCUCCAUAAACAGUGGAAAUGUUUGGUAAAUUUAUUGCAAUUUAAA
Phyllostomus hastatus (greater spear-nosed bat) is the source of this 1629-nucleotide messenger RNA. RefSeq names its product transmembrane protein 271 (gene TMEM271). The record is from RefSeq and is a predicted model, not a curated record. Lineage: Eukaryota; Metazoa; Chordata; Mammalia; Chiroptera; Phyllostomidae.